Indicator indicator is the source of this 892-nucleotide messenger RNA. It is a transcript of the gene ELOVL7, whose product is annotated as ELOVL fatty acid elongase 7. The record is from RefSeq and is a predicted model, not a curated record. Bases 1 to 840 code for a protein of 279 amino acids. Gene Ontology annotation, molecular function: fatty acid elongase activity. Gene Ontology annotation, cellular component: endoplasmic reticulum; endoplasmic reticulum membrane. Lineage: Eukaryota; Metazoa; Chordata; Aves; Piciformes; Indicatoridae. Gene Ontology annotation, biological process: very long-chain fatty acid biosynthetic process; fatty acid elongation, saturated fatty acid; fatty acid elongation, monounsaturated fatty acid. The transcript is spliced from 7 exons.
AUGGCCCUUAGCAAUCUGACAUCAAAGGCAGUACUACUGUAUGAUGAAUGGAUUAAAGAUGCUGAUCCAAGACUGGAAGGCUGGCCACUCAUGUCUUCACCUUUUCCAACAACCUUUAUAAUUGGAACCUACAUUUAUUUUGUCACUUCUUUGGGACCCAGACUCAUGGAAAACAAAAAACCUUUUGACCUUAGGCAGAUAAUGGUGUUUUAUAAUUUUAGUGUGGUAGCUCUCUCUUUAUAUAUGACUUAUGAAUUUCUUAUGUCGGGUUGGGCCACAGGGUACUCAUUCCGUUGCGAUAUCGUUGACUACUCCAGGUCACCUACAGCUUUAAGAAUGGUACGAAUUUGUUGGCUCUACUACUUUUCCAAGUUCAUUGAGUUAUUAGACACUAUAUUUUUUGUGCUGCGUAAGAAAAACAACCAAGUUACAUUCCUGCAUGUCUUUCAUCAUUCCAUCAUGCCAUGGACCUGGUGGUUUGGAGUCAAAUUUGCUGCAGGUGGUUUGGGAACAUUUCAUGCUUUGCUGAACUGUAUUGUCCAUGUCAUCAUGUACACUUAUUAUGGAAUCUGUUCUUUGGGCCCAGCCUAUCAUAAAUAUUUGUGGUGGAAAAAAUAUAUGACAACUAUACAACUUGUCCAGUUUGUUAUGAUUACAAUUCAUAUAGGACAAAUCUACAUCAUGGAUGAUUGUCCAUACCAGUAUCCAAUUUUCAUGUUCAUUAUUUGGCUAUAUGGCUCUGUGUUCUUAGUCUUGUUUCUCCACUUCUGGUACCAUGCUUACACGAAAGGACAAAGACUACCAAAGAUGGCAAAAAAUGGGAUCAACAAAGAUCAGUGAAACAAACUCUAGUCUCUAAACCCAAAAAAUUGUGUAUAUGUCAAAAUGGAAA